AUGGCUUUUGCUUAUAAAAAAUAUUGGUGUUAUUGUUGUAAAGAAGUGGGUCAUACAUAUGCCAAUUGUUUUUUGAAAAAAUCAAUAAAUAAAAAAUCCGAACACUUACUUUCUCAAGGAGCAUUGGAGCUUUAUAAGCAAUUACUCCCCACAGAGGAAAAUUACGUAAAAAGACGCAAAUUAGUUGUGAAGAUCAAGAAUAUUUUAAGCGAAGAAGUUUAUUUGUUUGGAUCGUCUGUGAAUCUUCUUGGAACGGUAACUUCUGAUGUUGAUAUAUGCGUUUCGACACCAAGUAGCGAAUUAGAAAAUGUAUUUACAUUGUCUGAAAUAUUACAAGAACAUAACAUGGAAAUAGUUGAGUGCGUUUCAGAUGCUAAAGUGCCUAUCGUUAAGUUUUGGGAUCCUAAUUUAAAAUUAGUAUGCGAUGUUAAUGUUAAUAAUACUAUUGGAAUAUAUAAUACGCAACUAUUAAGAAGUUAUGUUGAAAUUGAUCAAAGAAUUCGACCUUUGGUAAUGAUAAUAAAACAUUGGGCACGACAACGAGGUUUGAAUAACGCUGCUCGUGGAACUUUGUCUUCGUACACUUGGGUGUGCAUAGUCUUGAAUUUCUUACAAAUGUGUGAUCCACCAAUAUUACCAGUGCUUCAAAUUCCCGAUAUUCCUUUAAAUAAUGAGAUUGAUUUAUCAGUUUACAAUGAUAUUGAUUCAUACAAAGGAUUUGGUAAGCAAAAUCAAGAAUCGAUUGGGGGACUAUUAUUUGCAUUUUUUAAAUGUUUUGCUUAUGAAUUUGAUUAUAAGAGUAAAGUCAUAUCCCUUCGACAAGGAAAAUUCAUUACCAAGCGGGAAAAAAGGUGGGGCUAUUGGAAGCUAUGCAUAGAAGAACCUUUUGACACGUCAAGAAAUCUUGGAAAUGGUAUAAAUCAUGUUAGCUUUAAAAGGAUUAUUAAUGAAUUUCGUAGGGCUUUUAGAAUUCUCUACAAAUAUGCAAACCUUAACAUUUGUUGCAAAAUUACAUACCGAACACCAUUUGACGAUUUUUGCGAUGAAUGUGAACAAAAAGAUGGAACGUUUUUUAUUUCUAAAAAAGUUUUAAAAAAAACACAAUUAUAUUUGGAAUUAAAGAGUCGCAUUUUGGGUUCGGAUAAUUUAGAUCUGGGAUUAAUAAACCAUAUUUUAGGAUAA
Cetraspora pellucida is the source of this 1182-nucleotide messenger RNA. NCBI's taxonomy places the organism in Eukaryota, Fungi, Glomeromycota, Glomeromycetes, Diversisporales, Gigasporaceae. The record is from the annotation of a GenBank genome assembly.